Messenger RNA from Siniperca chuatsi (mandarin fish), 5841 nucleotides. It is a transcript of the gene erlin2, whose product is annotated as ER lipid raft associated 2. Bases 273 to 1271 code for a protein of 332 amino acids. Gene Ontology annotation, molecular function: cholesterol binding; ubiquitin protein ligase binding. The transcript is spliced from 12 exons. Gene Ontology annotation, biological process: SREBP signaling pathway. The record is from RefSeq and is a predicted model, not a curated record. Lineage: Eukaryota; Metazoa; Chordata; Actinopteri; Centrarchiformes; Sinipercidae. Gene Ontology annotation, cellular component: endoplasmic reticulum; endoplasmic reticulum membrane.
CUGAAGGGCAGAGUGGCAGAGAUGGGCAGGGAGUGGAGCAUCAAAGGUCUGUUAGAGACGGGGGAUAAACAGUUACAGGUUCAAAGGGCUUUUUCCCGUUUGUUAGUUUUGGUUAGUCAUGAUGUUCCACACUCCGAUACAGUAGGUGGCGGCAUGCACCUUUAACGUUGGUUUGUAGUCCGCCAGUAAAAUCGAAGAAGAAGAAGCAAAAGAUAGCAGGUUCCUGUACCUGCUUCUUAUCUAUUGUUAGUGUCCUCGGAAGAAAUUACAGGAUGGCACAGUGGGGUGCCAUAUUCUCAAUAAUUGCUGCUCUUGGAGGAGCUGCGCUCUUAGCCUCCGUCCACAAGAUUGAUGAGGGACACACUGGAGUUUACUACAGGGGAGGGGCUCUCCUGACCACCACCAGCGGCCCUGGUUUCCAUCUUAUGCUUCCAUUCAUCACCACCUGCAAGUCUGUUCAGACGACACUGCAGACAGAUGAGGUGAAGAAUGUACCAUGCGGCACAAGUGGAGGAGUGAUGAUUUACUUUGACCGCAUAGAAGUAGUGAACUUCCUCAUUCCAUCCGCAGUGUAUGACAUAGUGAGGAACUUCACCGCAGACUAUGACAAAGCUUUGAUAUUCAACAAGGUUCACCAUGAGCUCAACCAGUUCUGCAGUGUUCACUCACUGCAGGAGGUCUACAUUGGCUUGUUUGACCAAAUCGAUGAAAACCUGAAGUUGACCCUACAAGAGGAUCUAACAUCCAUGGCUCCCGGACUUAUCAUACAGGCGGUCCGUGUCACUAAACCCAAUAUCCCAGAGAGCAUUCGCAGGAACUAUGAGCUCAUGGAGAGCGAGAAGACGAAGCUGCUGAUCUCUCAACAGACACAGAAGGUUGUGGAGAAGGAGGCAGAGACAGAAAGGAUCAAAGCUGUGAUAGAGGCUGAAAAAGUGGCACAAGUGGCAGAGAUCAAGUUUGAACAGAAAGUCAUGGAGAAGGAAACAGAAAAAAAGAUCUCUCAAAUCGAAGACGGCGCUUUCCUGGCCCGGCAGAAAGCCAAGGCAGACGCAGAGUUCUAUACAUCACAGAGAGCUGCUGAGGCCAAUAAGCUGAAGUUAACACCAGAGUACCUGCAGCUAAUGAAGUACAAGGCCAUCGCAGCCAACAGCAAAAUCUACUUUGGGAACGACAUACCCCAGAUGUUUGUGGACUCUGGCUCUGCAGGGAGCUCUAUCAAGGCCUCUGCAGCCAUGGACAUUAUUGGGGAGCAGAUCUUAGACCUGGAUUAGCAAGGAAAGUAGUGGGACCCACAGGACCACCCAGGGGUGGAGGACUAUCUGCUGGAGGCCAUCAGCCUGGCCCGCUGGCUGGCUGGCAGGUUCUUCCUCUGGCCUGGAGAAGCUCUGCUGACCAGGGCCCAUAUUUCUCAAACAUCUCAGAAUCACUACUAGAAAUCACAUUGAAAGUUUGACUAGGAUGUAAAAUUCUCCUACCUCACAGCAGAGGACUUGAGUUAUUUAUGAGGAGAGACUGAGAUUGUCUAGACUCAGUCAGUUAGGUGAAGAAAAACUAGAUAAAAUAGCUUCACCUGUGGGUGUAUAAUAAGCUCCUUUUUUAAAACUGUCAUUUAGCCAAAACAAUAAUUUGAAGGAAUUGGUCCUGUUGCUGCUCAACUCUUAUGGUCUCUGCAUCAAGUGCGCUCAGUCCAUUUAGCCACAACGUCAAGGAUCACAAAUCCAUUGCUACUUAUGUGUUAUCCAUUAAUUUGUACGUGUCCUCAUUGAGUGUUUGAAGCAGUGAUAUUUGCAACCUGUUGAUUCUAUAGAAGAAAAGGCAAAAAUGUUUUCUAAACAUGUUCCGUAGCGGGAAAGUUACUGAUUAUUCAUUUUGAUUAAGCUUUUAGGUGCAAUGAAUUCAAUCACAGUUGUGAACAACACAAAUAAGUUAUUUUAGCUACAUUGUCCUUGCUUCAUGAAUUGACCGUUCGCUAACCCCUGUCAUUAUUAGUUACUGUUGCUAUGCCUGUCAAGCUUUCAAUUCAGCUUUCCUUGAUUUCUCCUAUCUAGCCGGCGACCUUCAAGUUUGUUGGCUGAACUGACAACUGUCACUAGCAGAUUUUAUAAGCUCUAGCUAGCUAGCUAAUUAAGCUAACGCUAGCUCCAAAAGUUGGUUGAAAACACUAUCUCUAACUGCCUUUUUAAUGUUUCCAGCUGAUUCGUUUUAAAGUUAGCAUCCUCACCAGUUGAUGAUCCAUGUAGAAGACAUGGAAAUAAAGAAACAGCAUUGUUCUUGUUUUGCCGUGUGGAUGGAGCUAGUUAGCCAUGGUAUUUUAAGUAUGAGGAAAAAUGUCAGGUCAGACUGUUAUUUCGUUCUAACAUAAGCCUGUUUGGCUGCUGAGCUGACACAGUUUGAAAAUAAAACCAAAUAUAUAUGUUUUCACUUUUAAGUUAACAAGCUUUUAGGAUGAGGGCUAACAGAUUUACAAACAUUAAGCUAUCUCAGGUAACAUUGGCUGGGGUUGCUGGAGUGUAAACCUGCCUAAAUCCAUUACAGAGCUGCUAACGUUAGCCUAAACUCUGAUGGCAUCCGGGAGCGGCUUCCACACAGUGGAUGUGCUAGUCGUGAACAGGGCUUUUUAUUUAUCGUAACCUGAAACCACACAAAGCAAUGUAGUUUGUUAGUAAUAUGCUAACUGUUGUCCUUGGUAGUAACGCUAGGUUACUACUGUAGGUACUAAGCUAGUUAGCUGGACAUGCUAACAAUUGUAGCUUACAUUAGCACAGAUAAACACAAAAGUUUAUCCCUUCCUUACACUUUUGCUCUUGUGUUUGUAAUAAUCCUCCAUCCUCAAAACAUUUUAAAUGUAGAAUAUCACUCUUUCUACAGCCCAAGCCACACCACUUAAGGACUAUUGCGGUUCAAUGGAGGGGUUUAUAGCAAACGGUCAAUUGCAGCAACUAUUUGUGAAUGGAGCAGUUGUAUCCCAGGCAAAAAAUAAUUAUUCAAAAGACCUUUUUAAUCCAGUAAAUCAUGUUGUUAUCAGUGACAUGUUCUAAAUCCCCACAAACCCAGGGCAGGGAAGCUCAGCUAAAUCCUAAUGGACUUAGAAUGACUUGACAGGAUUAAGAAAGUUAUUAAAAUGUUGAUACUCUGCUGAAAAGAAGGACCAAAUAUGUGUCACUCUGAGGAUGGUAGGCCGUGAUUUCUUACUCUGAACUGCUUGAAAAAUACGGGCCCUGACCAGAUAUGUCGCUGUAGACAAAACACAGGGAUGAUGAAUGUACUGUGUGGUAGCUGCUGGCUGUCAGAUGUAAUAUCAUUUGUUUGUGUUUAUAUGUUUUUGUAAAAUUUCUUUUGAACACAGGGGACCUAUUGAAUAUUAAUUGAAUUUGUGCAACUGUAUGAAGUUGUACCCCAUUUUGCUGUGUGUGUAUAUAUAAGUAUCACUUUGUUUUUCACACUGUACAUUUAGUGGAGAAGACUAUAUUUGUGCUGUCAGUAUCUGUUUUGCAUUAGGAGUUUUAUUCAAAACAGUGCCCACUUUGAAAAGAUUAUGUUGGGUUAUGACACGAAAAACAGCUUCUGAACUCAAGGUUUUUGUAACUAAACUACAGACGUCACAUCAGCUUUCUCAAUUGACAAUUUUCAACUAUUUUUAAUAAUUGUAUGUAACCAUUUCAUGUUUGUCCUGUAAGAAUGUUUACAGGAUAUACACAGUGGUGACUUGCCCUGGAGGAGGUCGUAGGAACUGCAAAAUACAGGUUGACUGAACCAUAAAAAGCAGUUCGCUCUACUGAGGGACUCACUGUACAAAUAUUACCUAAAUUGUCUGUAGGAAUCAGUUAUUCUUUUUGAACGCCUCAGAAUCCUUUUUAUAGAAAUCUUCAUUUGAUCAGGACCAAAUACCAAACUCCACCUGUGUCACCUCCUGUGUUCUAUCUUAGACAAAGGAUUGAUUCAGUCAUCUAACCGUUUACAAAAUGUUUCGUUUGUUGCCCAGCAUUUUGUAGUUACUUCAACAGAGGGUUUGGGAUGAGGCACAGCACAGAAUGCGUGGGUAAUCGUUAAAGAACAAAUUAUGUUUUCCACGGAACCACUCGUUUCAUUAUCUAGUUUAGGAGGAAGAUAUGAAAGCAUGUUUAGGCACUGAUUUGGGGAACUUGGCAUGGUUUUUGUUAUUGGUUGAGCAGAGACGGUGACACAAUGAGAAAAUAUUUCUGUAGUGCCAACGCUAAAUGGCUUGUGUCCUGAAUUCACCUUAACUCUAUACAACUUCCAUUUAUCAUAUGUUAUGUGUUAGUGGCACUGCUCUCUGUUGUUGUCUAGAGUUGGUCCAGUUAGCUCUCAAAGUGACUUCCAGUUGUCAUUUUAAUAAGAAUUUCUCUGACUAAUUGAGACUUGCAAUGGUUUGAAAGGCAAAUGUCUUUGCACUGAUUUCAGUUGUGAAUGUGCAAUCAAGAUAUUGUCAAAUGACAAUAAAGUACUGUGGGUUGAUUUUUAAGGAGACUUUACAUUGCGAGUCCAAUGUGAUGUAUAGGAUGUUUGUGUUUGAAACACACUUCUAUUAAUAACAAUCAAAUGUAUCAAAACAAGUGUUAAUUGCAUAUUAUAUUUAAAAAGUUGAAAAAAGUACUUUUUGAGUAAUAACUAUACCAUAAUGAAAGCUUCCUACAGCUUGCAUUUCUCAUCACAAAUCCAUUUAACAAACUUUAAUUUUAGCCAUAAAUAUGAGUUCCUUUAUCCAGGUUGUAAAGGAGAGCGUACCAGUGUCAUUACAAAGCAUGGCAGUGUGAAGUACUCCAAUCACAUUAUAGACAUUAAAUAUGAAAGAUACUUAAAUUGUGAGACUGAACCCCUUAAUAUUAUGGUUACAUAACAUGUUAGGGUGGCCCCAGUUCACAGAUUUGGCUAGUUCUUUAUUUAAGGAGGAAGAUAUGCAGGCAUGUAAUGACACUGCUACUACUCUACAAAAUGCUGGGCAACAUGUCUGUGUUAAUUUCCAUUUGACACAGAUCUUUUCAAGAAACUUAAGUUCUGAUAUUGAUAAUACUGUUACUGAUAUUGUUAAUUUGGGUAGUUGAGUUUUACAAUACGCUUUACAAUAAGACACAAAAUCCUGAGUAGUUACUAAGGCACAAGGGAUGAACGAAUCAGGAAUGACCUGAAUAACCCUGAAUAACUCUGAUGAUGGUGACUAAUGAUGAGUGACUGGGAACAUACUGGGAGAUACUAUAUGAAUGUAUCAUUGUGUAACGAUUACAUCAUAUCUGGGAACUUGCAGUCUGACAACUUUCUUCAUGAGUCGUUCCUAAUUAACCGAACCAGCCGAACAGAAAUUGAAUAUGUAUAAGUAUGUUUUCAUUAGUGUAUAAUCACCUGAAAAUAAGAAUUGUUGUAUUUUCAUUACCUUAAAAUAAGCCGUUUUUAUCUAUACGGGGAGCGGGUCCCCUUCCACUGAGGUUGCCAUGUUGCACCGCCAUGUUUCUACAGUAGCCCAAAAACGACAAACCCAUCACUGGCUCUAGAUAGGACCUUUUAUGUUUUUCGUGACCACCGUAGUUUCUCCUACACACCUGGAAGGGUGUGGCGAGCGGUAUUCAAAUGGUUGCAAACUGCAAUUUCACUGCUAGAUGCCACUAAAUCCUACACACUGCUCCUCACAGAUGAUUAAGUAAUAAUGCAGGAUCUGCCUUAGUUGACAUUGUUCUUUGGUGGCACAAAUUCCAUCCCAUGCAAAUGUGCUGUUUAUCAAAUGAGGUACAGUCAGCUGACUCGGAGUUACUGUGGGGCCUUGGGACAUUUGCCCACAUCACCUGGUUCGUCAUCCAGCCUUGACUGAAAUAAAGACUGUAGAUAAUA